This is a messenger RNA of Daphnia carinata, 1101 nucleotides long. RefSeq names its product protein spaetzle-like. Bases 121 to 726 code for a protein of 201 amino acids. NCBI's taxonomy places the organism in Eukaryota, Metazoa, Arthropoda, Branchiopoda, Diplostraca, Daphniidae. Gene Ontology annotation, biological process: regulation of Toll signaling pathway; central nervous system formation; innate immune response. Gene Ontology annotation, molecular function: Toll binding; growth factor activity. The record is from RefSeq and is a predicted model, not a curated record. Gene Ontology annotation, cellular component: extracellular region. The transcript is spliced from 2 exons.
CAUCAAAGUGUCCCGGUAUAAAAGACGGGCCGGUUGAAACAAACCAGCACAUCGUCUUCUCCAGUCGAUUUCAUCUUCCAACUUUCUGACGGGUCUCUGUACAGUCACGAAAUUGAAAUCAUGUCCCUCUCGUACCAUUUCUUGAUCUUUCUCGGGUUGGGUGUUGUGGCUGUAAUGGGCAACAAUUACAAGGCGCCUUAUUAUCAACCCAAAUACGAGCCAGAAAUCCCUGCUUGUUCCAAGAACACGUCCAAGAACUGGUGCCUGGAAGAUUCCGAGUAUCCGGCCUAUGAAGUCGUUUACGAGCUGGACAAACACUACGAAGCCGUUUUCGCCCUGUACAAGAACGUCGUCGCCGAAACGUCCAACUCUGUCGAUACCCUCAGCAAACUGGAAGAGGAGACUUAUCUGUGCCCGAGCGAAACUUCUUACGUGCAGCCACUGCGUGCAGUCAACACCAAAGGCAAAUGGCGUGUCAUCAUCAACAAAGUCGAAUCCUACGGCAUCAAGUACGAUCAACACGCCCGCAUUGAAGAAUGUGAGGAUGAUGCUGCUGGAAAGGCCUGCCCUUUGGUGCCCACCUGUUACGAGUCGAAAUGCCUGCAAAAGAGCAUCUACCACCGUUUCCUCGUCUACGAUCCCACUGAUUAUUACUUCCCAUUCGCCAUUGAAACUUUCAAAUUGCCCGCAUCUUGCGCCUGUUUCGUUGGAGCUUUCAAACUCUAAACACUUCCACCAUCUUCUUCUAUCCUUCCUUUUCCUACUUCUUUCUUUACAAAAAUUCUUGUUUUAAUUCUAUGCUCCCAGUCCAAACGAUCCCUGUGAUAUUUUUGUAAAACAUCUCUGCGCUUCACAGUCGACUCUUCGUGAACAAUUGAAAGACUCACGGUGGAGCGCAAAGGUUGGCGGUACCAUCAAAAAUGAAACAUGUAAAAUGAAAGCAGUCCCUCACCACUACCACAAUAACAUCGUGGCUUAUUUAAUGAUUAAAAUAUUUUUCUGUAAUUUGUGACCCUCCCCUAAGCUGUUUGUGCAGAAUUCCCAUGUGUUGCUCGCUCACGAAAUUUUCCCAAUCGAAAUAAAUUCGAAUAUAUUCUCUAA